This is a messenger RNA of Labrus bergylta (ballan wrasse), 1845 nucleotides long. The record is from RefSeq and is a predicted model, not a curated record. NCBI's taxonomy places the organism in Eukaryota, Metazoa, Chordata, Actinopteri, Labriformes, Labridae.
UGUCUUUGUGGCCUGUCAGUUUGUGCGACUCGACUCUACCUGCUGUGGUUGUGGCAAUCAAGUUCUGCAAAACGACACUUCUGUUAUCACACUCACAUGAUUGAGCUUCAUCAUGGCUGGACACCUGCUGCUAGUCAUCUUCAUGUGUUCAUUUCCUCAGUUAAAAACACAAGCUCUUCUUCCACCUGCUCUGACAGUGGAUCCAGCAGUGAUCACAGAAACAGACUCAGUCACAGUGAACUGUCAGCUUCCAUCUGUUUCUGUGUCCAUGUGUUAUUUCCUCAUUAUGAGACAACGACCUGCCAAAGCACUCCCAUGUCUGCAGACUCUGACAGGAACUGAGCUGCUGAAGAUGUCACAUCAGAGUUCACCUGCUGAGGUUAAAGUCACAUGUUUUUACCUGAGUGGAUCACAAUCUCCUGAGAGUGCCGAGACCUCCAUCAUCAUUCGAACUUCUCAUCCACCUAAACUGACUGUGAAUCCACCUGUGAUCAAUGAGACAGACUCAGUCACAGUGCACUGUCAGCCUCCACCAUCUGUUUCAGUGUCUAAGUGUUUUUUCUUCACUCUGAGUGGAGAAAUAAGACUCUCCUGUCUGCAGACUCUGAUAGGAACUGAGCUGCUGAAGAUGGCACAACAGGAUUCACCUGCUGAGGUUAAACUCACAUGUUUCUACAUGUCAAAGUUCGGUGACAAGGAAUCUCCAUCUCCACACAGUGAGACAUCCUCCAUCACCAUACUCAGUCAGAAACCAAAGCUGAGUCUUCAUCAUUCUCCUGGGGAUUUGUUGCUCUUUACCUGCUCUCUGCCUGUAUCUGCUAAUCAUGAUACAAGAUGUCACCUUUACUUUGGAGAAGCAAGUCGUCCAGUUAAAACAAAAACCAUAAUGAGACAAACAAACAAAAAAAAACAGUCAUUUUGCCAGUUUUAUGUCAAUAUCCUUAAUGUUCUGAGUCAACUUCGUUUAGUUCAACAAAGCGAUGCCAGCUGUGAUUACACAUUAGGAGAUAAACCCGACUCUUUGUCUCCUCGGAGUGAUGGAUACAGCUUGACGUAUAUUCUGAAAAUAGAGUCAAACAGGAGCCCGACCAUGUCUGCAUUUACUAUGAACACAGGUCAGAAUAUUGACAGGCCUGCUUCCACUUCCAUUAGUCUUACAAAACAAACAUCAGGUACUGUUCUUCAUUCAGGUCUGACUGUUAGUACAACAAGUAACGUUGUCUCCACCUUCCUGACGUCUGUGAAACCACCAUCAGGUUUAAGUGUCAGUAAUCCUGACACUAAAGAAAACACUUUCCCUGAAAUCCCUCUGAAAACAACUUCAGGUUUAGGUGUCAGUAAUCCUGACACUAAAGAAAACACUUUCCCUGAAAUCCCUCUGAAAACAACUUCAGGAAAGUGGAUCUUGAAGUUUGCAGUCAUUGUAGCAGGUUGUGGAGUAACUGUGGGCGUAAUGUUUCUGGUCUCUGCAGCUCUCUGCAACAGAAGAAGAGCAGGUUCUGAGGAGCAGAAACGACAGGAGUCUGAAAGUCAUUGUUACGACACAUGUUAUUACGCCACAAUCUCUGAUGAGGCAGCUGCGACAGCGCAGAAGAACUUGGUGUACAGCACUGUGGAGGCUCUCUGAAGGACACCCUGCUUCAUACUGUACAAAGGGAGGGACAGCUUAAACGCCUACAUAUUUUUAACCUUUUGUUCAAAGUUGACCAAUCUGAUGAACUACUUACAUGAUUUUUUUCUUGGUUUAGUCAAAAUAUAAGACUACGCUGAAUUAUUUCAAAUUGUUGUGACUAGUGCUUAAAAAAUGCAUCUUGAUAUACUCAUAAAAGUAAGAACUGCUCUCAA